Ornithodoros turicata is the source of this 1206-nucleotide messenger RNA. Its product is annotated as uracil-DNA glycosylase-like. Lineage: Eukaryota; Metazoa; Arthropoda; Arachnida; Ixodida; Argasidae. The transcript has 9 exons. The record is from RefSeq and is a predicted model, not a curated record. Gene Ontology annotation, molecular function: uracil DNA N-glycosylase activity. Gene Ontology annotation, cellular component: mitochondrion; nucleus. Gene Ontology annotation, biological process: base-excision repair, AP site formation via deaminated base removal; base-excision repair. Bases 1 to 975 code for a protein of 324 amino acids.
AUGGACCAGUCGAGAUUGCGUUCGUUUAUUGGACUCGAGCAACUCGAGAGUCGACUCUUGGACUCUGGAAUUGAAAUAUGGCAGUCGUCGAAAAAGCCAGACAGCGGCGGGAAUGGAACCUGGCAUCUGCUUUCCAACAUCUUACCAAGGGGCCUCAUUCAAGAUUCCACGUCAAAGCGUCAGAAAACGUCGGGGGAGCAAGCAACAACUAACAGUUCGCCCGUUUUAUCGAAAGCUGCCAUAGAAGAGAAACGACUCCAGGCAAAGAUUAAACUCCUCUCCCGUACUUUACCUGCACUCUCACCCAAUAUUGGAGUGUCCUGGUUUAGUGCGCUUGAACAGGAAUUUUCGAAGGAGUACUUUGAGAAGCUCAGCAAAUUCCUUGCCGAAGAAAGGAAGAAGUACACAGUGUACCCUGAUGCUGAAAAUGUGUACACCUGGACACGUUGCUGUGACAUAAAUCAGGUCAAGGUAGUCAUCCUUGGACAAGAUCCAUACCACAAUCCUGAUCAGGCUCAUGGUCUGGCAUUCAGUGUGCCUAAAGGUGUCGCAGUUCCAAUGAGCUUGGUGAACAUCUACAAGGAACUGUCGAGUGAUAUCCCAGACUUUCAAAAGCCAUCCCACGGUGCCUUGUUUGGAUGGGCAGAACAAGGUGUCCUCCUCCUCAAUGCCGGAUUAACAGUGCGAAAAAACGCCGCAAACUCUCACAAGGAUAGGGGAUGGGAGACGUUCACGGAUGCAGUCAUCAAGUGCAUCGAUCAGCGAUGCUCUGGUGUCGUCUUCCUCUUGUGGGGAGCCUAUGCACAGAAAAAGGGAGCAAUCAUUGACAAGAAAAAACACAAGACACUCCGAUGUGCCCACCCCUCACCGCUUUCUGCAUCACGGGGCUUCUUUGGUUGUGGCCAUUUUUCAAAGACAAACGAGUACCUGAAGAGCAUGGGAAAGAAGCCUAUCGACUGGAGCUACCUGCCAUGAUUUCAUCUCUGCAUCCCAUAUCAGCUCAUCAAAGUGUGCCCUCAGCUGUGAUACCAGAGAGGACCCGUUUUUACGAGACGUCCAGUUGGCAUACUCGUUUUAUAAAUGCCUUAGUAAGGCCUCUUGUUGCGCACAAAUGUUUUUUUUUUAAUCCAUCAAGUCACUGUAUACUUUACUGCAUGGUGUAACCAGUUUAUUUGGAGAGAAAACAAUAAAACGUUUGUGGAACAA